AGAUUUGUCCCUCUGCUCCAAGCCAAGUUCAAAAAAUUGUUCUUUCGAAAUAAAGACCUUCUCGGUCUCGGUCUCGGUCUCGGUCUCCUGCCACCUGAGAAAUCUCUCUUUGGUUGCAAUGCAGAGGCUUCUCUCACUAAAACUCCUCUCCAAAACCUCCAAAACCCUCUCCAACAACACAACCACAACCUACUCCAUUUAUUCAAAAACAUCUCCUUUUCUCCCCAACACCAAUAGCCCGUCUCCCCAAAACAAUCCAUUCUUCUCCCAGUACACCUCAUGGACCUCGUAUCGACCACACAACAGAGUUUUUUCAAAAGAAAUUUCAAAUGGGUUUUUCUCAAAUCCAUCAAAUUCUACAAAGCUGCUGAUUUUGCGAAAUUCCCCUUCAACGGGCCAAACCAUAGUUACGGGCUUGAGAGCUCAAUUUGCAAGAAGAAACUUUCAUUCUAAUUUUUCCUUUGAUUCCAAUCGCCGUUCCUGGUUCCAACGGCUUACCACAGAUGGUGUGGUUCUGGGAAUAAUUUUAACUAAUGUAGCUGUUUUCCUGUUAUGGCGCAUUGCAGACCCAUCAUUUAUGAAGAAGAAUUUUAUGAUUUCUUUAGACAACUUUAGAAGUGGAAGAAUUCACACAAUCAUUACUUCUGCAUUCAGUCAUAUUGACAGCGGGCAUAUUAUCUCUAACAUGGUGGGGCUUUACUUUUUCGGAACAAGUGUGGGAAUCACUUUUGGACCUACGUAUUUGCUGAAACUAUACCUAGCUGGAGCAGUUGGUGGCUCAGUUUUCUAUCUAGUUCACCAUGCUUUGUUGGCCCCAUCCUCCAAGGUAGAGUGACUU
Molecule: messenger RNA, 838 nt
Organism: Coffea eugenioides
Lineage: Eukaryota; Viridiplantae; Streptophyta; Magnoliopsida; Gentianales; Rubiaceae
Product: RHOMBOID-like protein 12, mitochondrial
Exons: 4
Coding region: 119-835 (238 amino acids)
Cellular component (GO): membrane
Molecular function (GO): serine-type endopeptidase activity
Source: RefSeq, a predicted model, not a curated record